Molecule: messenger RNA, 1437 nt
Organism: Aspergillus udagawae
Lineage: Eukaryota; Fungi; Ascomycota; Eurotiomycetes; Eurotiales; Aspergillaceae
Product: putative MFS sugar transporter
Exons: 1
Coding region: 1-1437 (478 amino acids)
Biological process (GO): transmembrane transport; carbohydrate transport
Cellular component (GO): membrane
Molecular function (GO): carbohydrate:proton symporter activity
Source: RefSeq, a predicted model, not a curated record
AUGGAAGGGUUCGACACCCUACUAAUAUUCUCUUUCUUUUCACUUCCUGCCUUCAAGCGACACUAUGGCGUGCCAAGCAGGGACGGCGGCUAUGAGAUUCCUGCUCGCUGGCAGUUUGGUCUGUCCACGGGGGCGGAGGCAGGGGAAAUUGUUGGGUUGCUUCUGAAUGGCCUGCUGGCUGACCGCAUUGGAUAUCGCAUUACUAUAUCUGCCGCUCUCGUCUUUCUCUUUCUUUGCAUCCUAUUACCCGUUUUCGCGGUCAAUCUGCAGAUGUUGCUUGCAGCCCAGAUCUUGUGUGGGAUCCCCUGGGGUGUCUUUCAGACGCUGACGAUCAACUACGCCGCCGAAGUGAUGCCAGUGGCCUUGCGCGCAUACCUUCUCAGCAGCAUCAAUCUAUGUUGGGUACUGGGUCAGAUCCUCGCAACGGGUGUGACUCGUUCAUUGGCCAACAACGAGUCCACGCUGUCCUUUCGCCUUCCAUAUGGGCUCCAGUGGGCGAUUGGCGUGCCCAUUUUGGUUGGCGUGAUUUUGGCUCCAGAAUCACCAUGGUGGUUGAUCCGGCACGACCGACCACAAGAGGCCAAAAGGUCAUUGUCACGGCUGACGCGGAGUGGCGUCAGCGUGGAUGAGACGGCCGCCAUGUUGACACAUACCAACGAAGUUGAAAAGCAUCUGACCGGUGGCAGCGUCAUCUCAUACUUAGACUGCUUCAAACGGGCCGACCUUCGCCGAACAGAGAUUACGUGCAUCGUCUGGGUCACUCAGCAAGUGUGUGGCAGCAGCCUGAUGGGCUGGGCCGCAUAUUAUUACAAGCAGGCCGGAUUCAAUACCAGCCAGGCUUUCAGUUUAACAGUCGGAGCCUUUGGCCUGGCAAUUGCUGGCGGGAUAAUCUCUUGGUUUCUACUGCCUCGCGUGGGUCGCCGCACACUUUACCUUUCGGGGCUUCUUGUCAUCCUUAUCACUCUACUUACUGCAGGGUGUGUCAGCGUAGCUUCGACAGCUCGAUGGCAAUUGUGGACUCUUGGCUCUCUUCUCGUCUUCCUGACAUUCGUAUAUGACAUGACCAUCGGGCCAAUAUGCUACGUGCUAGUCGCUGAGAUUCCCUCUACGCGGCUCCGUGUCAAGACCGUCGUUCUGGCCCGCGUGGCGUAUAACUUGUCCGGCGUUCUCAUCAACUGGAUGACGCCGAAUAUGUUGAGUCCCGAUGUGUGGAACUGGAAGGGCAAGUCCUGUUUCUUUUUCGCCGGGACUACCUUCUUGUGCCUUGUUUGGUGCUACUGGAGACUCCCGGAAACCUUUGGCUUGAGCUAUCUUGAGAUCGACAUCCUGUUCGAAAAGAAAGCGAAAACCAGCAAGUUCCGCGAACUUCAGAACAACCUGCGAGAUCGUGGCUAUUUUGGUCUCGGGGGAGAUGAGUGUCCUUUUCGCGGGUACUGA